AUGGGGGCGCCCCCGGGCUAUCGACCCUCGGCCUGGGUGCAUCUGCUCCACCAGCUGCCCCGCGCGGACUUCCAGCUCCGUCCGGUGCCCAGCGGCUUCGCUCCCCAGGAGCGGGAAUACCAGCAGGCCCUGUUGCUGGUGGUGGCCUUGGCUGGCCUGGGUUUGGGCCUCAGCCUCAUUCUCAUUGCUGCCUACCUCAUCCGUGUUUGCUGCUGCCAGCCCCCAGGGCCCCCCAGCGCCAAGAGUCCCCCGCCUGGGGGAGGCUGUGUCACCUGGAGCUGCAUUGCUGCCCUCCUCAUUGGCUGCGCGGGCAUUGGCAUCGGUUUCUAUGGCAACAGCGAGACCAGUGAUGGGGUGUCCCAGCUCAGCUCCGCACUGCUGCACGCCAACCACACGCUCAGUGCCAUUGACCAUCUGGUGUUGGAGACAGUGGAGAGGCUGGGCGAGGCCGUGAGGACAGAGCUGACCACUCUGGAAGAGGUGCUUACACAGCGCACAGAACUGGUGGCUGCCACCCGGGGGGCCCGGAGGCAGGCGGAGGCAGUGACCCAGCAGCUGCAGGGGCUGGCCUUCUGGCAGGGAGUGCCCCUGAGCCCCCUGCAAGUUGCAGAAGAUGUGUCCUUUGUGGAGGAGUACAGAUGGCUGGCCUAUGUGCUCCUGCUGCUCCUGCAGCUCCUGGUCUGUCUCUUCACCCUCCUGGGCCUGGCAAAGCAGAGCAAGUGGCUGGUGAUCAUCCUGUCUCCAGGAAGGCCCCGGGCCCAGGCUGACCGCCUUCUCUCCUCUUCCCCUUCUGCCUCAGACAUCCUGAACUAUUAUUUCCUCUGCAACCAGGCCGUCUCCAACCCCUUUCAACAGAGGCUGACUCUGUCCCAGCGAGCUCUGGCCAACAUCCACUCCCAGCUGCAGGGCCUGGAGCGAGAAGCUGUGCCCCAGUUUCCUUCCGCGCAGAAGCCUCUGCUGUCCUUGGAAGAGACGCUGAACGUGACUGAAGGAAACUUCCACCAAUUGGUGGCACUACUGCACUGUCGAGGCCUGCACAAGGAUUACGGUGCAGCCUUGCGCGGCCUGUGUGAAGACGUGCUGGAAGGCCUCCUCUUCCUGUUGCUCUUCUCCCUCUUGUCUGCGGGGGCCCUGGCCACUGCCCUCUGCAGCCUGCCCCGAGCCUGGGCCCUGUUCCCGCCCAGUGAUGACUACGAUGACACAGACGACGACGACCCUUUCAACCCUCAGGAAUCCAAGCGCUUUGUGCAGUGGCAGUCAUCUAUCUGAGCCCCUCCAUGUUAGACUGGAGCCUGCCUCUCCUCUCUGGUGAGCUUCCAGAGUGACACCCCAGCUUCCGAAGCUGGCCUCUGUCCUCUCCCACUCUGGGCACGGUGGUGGCCCUCCGACCAGCAUCCCAUGCUGACUCUGCUUCUCUUUGCAGUUCCUUCCCUGGCUGCCGGAGAAGACCCCACUAAUCCAGCCUGACUGGGCCACCACUAACCAACAGCCCUAGCCAUGGACAUCCCAAACAGGAUGGCCUCCCUGCCCAGAUCCCUCUCUGUGCCCUUAGCCCUGGGAGAGGCUGAGGGGGCAGGCCAGGGCCUGGGGCUGACCGGGGAAGGGGUCCUCCUCCCUGACUGCCUGGCCCACCCUUGAAGGGACAUGAAUACCCCUGCCGCCACCACCCCCAGGUGGGCUUAGGGCCUCAGUCUCAAAUUGUGGCACUAAUUUGGGAAUGGGUUGAUUUGAAAUAAAAGGGAAGACUUUAUUUUACAAGCAGCUGGAUCCUUCUUAUUUCUCCCCGGCCUGGUCUGGCCUCUGGUUGGGGUAAGGAGACCCCUCACCUCGGCCUCCUGGCUGCCAGGUGUUUCUGCUCCUGACCAGGCUCUGCAGCGGUCAGGAUUGUUCUCAUUUAGAAAAACAUGCCCUCUCCAGGAUUCUAAAAGCAAUAAACGUGUCCUGACACAGGAAGAGACAGUCAUCCCUGGGACAAAAUAGACAACCUAGAAAUGGGUCUCGGUGUGUGUA
This is a messenger RNA of Pteropus alecto (black flying fox), 2010 nucleotides long. RefSeq names its product tweety family member 1 (gene TTYH1). The record is from RefSeq and is a predicted model, not a curated record. The transcript has 11 exons. Bases 1 to 1269 code for a protein of 422 amino acids. NCBI's taxonomy places the organism in Eukaryota, Metazoa, Chordata, Mammalia, Chiroptera, Pteropodidae. Gene Ontology annotation, molecular function: volume-sensitive chloride channel activity; intracellularly calcium-gated chloride channel activity. Gene Ontology annotation, cellular component: smooth endoplasmic reticulum membrane; plasma membrane.